Molecule: messenger RNA, 4369 nt
Organism: Xenopus tropicalis (tropical clawed frog)
Lineage: Eukaryota; Metazoa; Chordata; Amphibia; Anura; Pipidae
Product: zinc finger protein 665-like
Exons: 4
Coding region: 328-3093 (921 amino acids)
Cellular component (GO): nucleus
Source: RefSeq, a predicted model, not a curated record
GGUUGAACUUGAUGAUGGUGUUUUUCCAACCCUAUGUAACUAUGUAUGUAACAGAUAAUUAAAUUAGCAUGGGCCCAAAUGUACUAUUGCAGGCUGUCUGGGGUCUGUGUAUUGUGGGACAAUAGUCCGGGUGGGGCCCUUUGUCUCCCUAGUGACUGGGUCUCUCCAUACCUGAUACAUAUGGAAUUACCCCCCUUGGUUAGGGGAGGAGACAGGGGAUUACUAGGUGAGACAAAGGGACCAAUUAGAUGUUCAGAGGAGGGGUAACUGGGAAGUUGAACAUAAAUAUUGGGCAGAAUCUCAGUACUGAGGGGGCAAAGAGAAGAAAUGGAGAAUCAGCCCAGAGUGACCCGGUAUCCUGGGAUUGGUUCCCCAGUGGUUCUGUUGGAGAGAAUAAGGAUUAAUCUAGAGCAAAUGUUUCCCAGUCCUAAAGACGAUCAGGAUAUGAGCCCCGGGGCAACGAUGGCACUUCGGAUCAUGAACUGCUUCAAGGAUAAGGGGAGAAAGAUCUCUGAAACACCAUUACAGAUGAAACAAGAGAACCCCCAGAGUGGAGCAGCCAGUGGUCUCCCCUAUACACAGGAUUUAGCCAAAGAUCAGUCCCACCCAGACCACCAAAUGUUCAUCCACAAGAGCAUUAAUACAGACUCACUGGAGAAUUUGGGUACAGAUUCCGAGGAGAAGAAUUUCUCUCAAAAUAAUAGUUUUGCCGUAAACCAAAAAGGCUUGAAACCCUUCCCUUGUACUGAAUCUGCUAAAGAUCCCUCACACCAGCAACUUCUCACAGGGGAGAAACCAUUCACUUGUACAGAAUGUGGGAAAGAAUUUUCUGAUAGGUCCAGCCUUCACUCACACCAUAGAAUCCAGACAUGGGAGAAACCUUUCUCUUAUACAGAAUGUGGGAAAGAAUUUUUUGAUAGGUCCAACCUUAACUCACACCUGAAAAUCCACACAGGGGAGAAACCUUUCUCUUGUACAGAAUGUGGGAAAGAAUUUGCUUAUAAAAGCCGCCUUCACUCACACCAGAAAAUUCACACGGGGGAGAAACCUUUCUCUUGUACAGAAUGUGGGAAAGAAUUCUCUCAAAAAAGCAGCCUUCACUCACACCUGAGAAUCCACACAGGGGAGAAACCUUUCUCUUGUACAGAAUGUGGGAAAGAAUUCUCUCAAAAAAGCAGCCUUCACUCACACCUGAGAAUCCACACAGGGGAGAAACCUUUCUCUUGUACAGAAUGUGGGAAAGAAUUCUCUCAAGAAAGCCACCUUCACAGACACCAGAAAAUCCACACAGGGGAGAAACCUUUCUCUUGUACAGAAUGUGGGAAAGAAUUUUCUGAUAGGUCCAACCUUCACUCACACCUGAAAAUCCACACAGGGGAGAAACCUUUCUCAUGUACAGAAUGUGGGAAAGAAUUUUCUGAUAGGUCCAACCUUCACUUACACCUGAAAAUCCACACAGGGGAGAAACCUUUCCAUUGUACAGAAUGUGGGAAAGAAUUCUCUCGGCAAAGCCACCUUGACAGACACCAGAAAAUCCACACAGGGGAGAAACCUUUCCAUUGUACAGAAUGUGGGAAAGAAUUUUCUGAUUGGACCAGCCAUCACAGUCACCUGAAAAUCCACACAGGGGAGAAACCUUUCUUUUGUACAGAAUGUGGGAAAGAAUUUUCUGAUAGGUCCAGCCUUCACAGACACCAGAAAAUCCACACAGGGGAGAAACCUUUCCAUUGUACAGAAUGUGGGAAAGAAUUUUCUGAUAGGUCCAGCCUUCACAGACACCAGAAAAUCCACACAGGGGAGAAACCUUUCUCUUGUACAGAAUGUGGGAAAGAAUUCUCUCAAGAAAGCCACCUUCACAAACACCAGAAAAUCCACACAGGGGAGAAACCUUUCUCUUGUACAGAAUGUAGGAAAGAAUUUUUUGAUAGGUACAGCCUUCACUCACACCUGAGAAUCCACACAGGGGAGAAACCUUUCUCAUGUACAGAAUGUGGGAAAGAAUUUUCUGGUAGGUCCAACCUUCACAGACACCUGAAAAUCCACACAGGGGAGAAACCUUUCUCUUGUACAGAAUGUGGGAAAGAAUUUUCUGGUAGGUCCAACCUUCACAGACACCUGAAAAUCCACACAGGGGAGAAACCUUUCCAUUGUACAGAAUGCGGGAAAGAAUUUUCUGAUUGGACCAGCCAUCACAGUCACCUGAAAAUCCACACAGGGGAGAAACCUUUCUCUUGUACAGAAUGUGGGAAAGAAUUCUCUCAAAAAAGCAGCCUUCACUCACACCAGAAAAUCCACACAGGGGAGAAACCUUUCUCUUGUACAGAAUGUGGGAAAGAAUUCUCUCAAAAAAGCAGCCUUCACUCACACCAGAAAAACCACACAGGGGAGAAACCUUUCUCUUGUAUAGAAUGUGGGAAAGAAUUUUUUGAUAGGUCCAGCCUUCACUCACACCUGAAAAUCCACACAGGGGAGAAACCUUUCUCUUGUACAGAAUGUGGGAAAGAAUUUUCUGAUAGGUCCAACCUUAACUCACACCUGAAAAUCCACACAGGGGAGAAACCAUUCUCUUGUACAGAAUGCGGGAAAGAAUUCUCUCGAAAAAGCCACCUUCAAUCACACCAGAAAAUCCACACAGGGGAGAAAUCUUUCUCUUGUACAGAAUGCGGGAAAAAAUUAUCUCGAAAAAGCAGCCUUCAAUCACACCAGAAAAUCCACACAGGGGAGAAAUCUUUCUCUUGUACAGAAUGUGGGAAAGAAUUUUCUGAUAGGUCCAGCCUUCAUAGACACCUGAAAAUCCACACAGGGGAGAAACCUUUCUCUUGUACAGAAUGUGGGCAAGAAUUCUCUCGAAAAAGCAACCUUCACUCACACCAGAAAAUCCACACAGGGGAGAAACCUUUCUCUUGUACAGAAUGCGGGAAAAAAUUCUCUCGAAAAAGCAGCCUUCACUCACACCAGAAAAUCCACACAGGGGAGAAAUCUUUCUCUUGUACAGAAUGCGGGAAAAAAUUCUCUCGAAAAAGCCACCUUCAUAGACACCUGCAAAUCCACACAGGGGAGAAACCUUUCUCUUGUACAGAAUGUGGAAAAUAAUUUUCUGGUAGGUCCAACCUUCAUAGACACCUGCAAAUCCACACAGGGGAGAAACCUUUCUCUUGUACAGAAUGUGGAAAAUAAUUUUCUGGUAGGUCCAACCUUCAUAGACACCUGCAAAUCCACACAGGGGAGAAACCUUUCUCUUGUACAGAAUGUGGGAAAAAAUUUCCUAUAGGUCCAGCCUUCACUCACACCAGAAAUCCACACAGGAGAGAAACCAUUUACUUGCACAGAAUGUGGGAAACAAUACACUUGCAAGAGCAGCUUUUGGUUACACCCAAAACACAAAAGAAUCUUUCUACUUACAGAAUCUUUCUACUUAUACAGAAUGUGGCAAACAUUUUACUUUCCAUUAUUUUUUAAAUAUAGAAGGAAUGUGCUUUAAGAAGUUAAAAAAAAUCAGCAGCUAGGCUGACCUGAUAGGGAACUGAAGCCUGUCUGUGCUUGUGUGACUGCAGGGCUGUGAUUGGCUCUCCCCUUCCUACUGUGCUUCUGGCAGGGACCGUUAGGACACGCCCACCCCUCAUUUUAAACACAGACAGGGACCAUAGCAGCUCUAUGAGCUCUAAUAAAGGGGAUGUUUUUAAAGGAAAUUUACAUUUUAGCCCAGUUUGAAACCAGCACCAAAUAUUAUUCAUUAUUAUUAUUAUUACAAGACUGGGGGAGUCUCACUUACUGUAUAUGUCUACUUUAACUAACACCAUAGAAUCCACACAGGGGAGAAACCAUUCACAAUAAGGAAAAACAUUUUCUCAGAACAAUGCAAUGGAGGCAAAUUUGAAUGAUUAAAGCUGAAUGUAUAAAUGUAUGUAUUCCUUGUCCCUACGCUGCUGCCAUCACCCAAUGCAAAUAACUAUCAAGCCCAGUAGUUAGUUGAGUAUUGGGCACCUUCAUUUUUAUGAUAAAAUAAUUCUUCAUGGCUUGUAUAGCAAACUGAGGCGUUAGGGCCAAAUUUAGCUUCAUUUUCUGAGCUUCCAACAUUUAUCACAUGAAACAUGUCUUUGGGCAAGAACAUAGAAAAUUAAAAAAGUUCUCAAUUUUGUGCUUUACAAUUAGGACAUAAAUAUCUUUCCUGUAAUUUAUACAUUUCUUUGGUAAUAUCCCAAGAUUUUAUAUCUAAUCUAAUAUGGGAGAUUGUCUUCUUCUUCCAAGAAGGAAACAUGAAAUUCCUCUCAGAUUUUGUGAAACAUUCCAUGUUAAAUUGGCAAAGCAGUGGGGAAACCUGGUAAUGAAGGAGAUUCCUUUUAAAUAAAGUUUUCUGAGUUUCAUCGUA